Molecule: messenger RNA, 776 nt
Organism: Oryza brachyantha (malo sina)
Lineage: Eukaryota; Viridiplantae; Streptophyta; Magnoliopsida; Poales; Poaceae
Product: DNA-directed RNA polymerases II, IV and V subunit 8B-like
Exons: 5
Coding region: 161-604 (147 amino acids)
Biological process (GO): DNA-templated transcription
Cellular component (GO): RNA polymerase I complex; RNA polymerase II, core complex; RNA polymerase III complex
Molecular function (GO): DNA-directed RNA polymerase activity
Source: RefSeq, a predicted model, not a curated record
CUUGCCUUCUCUGCCUAUAGACCAUCUCUGAGGUCAGUGUCUCCGUCUCCGUCUCCGUCUCCGGCCGCCUUCGCCUUCUCUCGCCGCCCCCGAGACCCUAGCUAAGGCGGACGAACCACGACGCGCGCUCUUCCGGGAGACCCUGGGCAGGGGAGGGGAGAUGGCCGAGUUUCUCUUCGAGGACAUCUUCACCGUGACCAGGCUCGACCCCGAUGGCAAGAAGUUCGACAGAGUUUCUCGUAUCGAAGCUCGCAAUGAGCAGCUGAAUGUGUAUAUGCAAUUAGAUGUUGCCACAGAUGUCUAUCCUAUGCAUCCUGGUGACAAAUUUACCAUGGUCUUGGUUCCUACGCUGAAUUUGGACGGUACCCCAGAUACUGGCUUCUUUACACAGGCUGGCAGGAAAACUCUGGCUGACAAGUAUGAGUAUGUCAUGCAUGGGAAGCUUUAUAAGAUCUCAGAAGACAAAGAGACCUCUGGUCAAAACGCUAAAGUGGAGAUGUAUGCGUCAUUCGGUGGCCUCCUAAUGAUGCUUAAGGGUGAUCCAUCCAGUGCUGCAAACUUUGAGCUGGACCAGAGGUUGUUCCUACUUAUGCGCAAGGUGUAGAACUGCUUACAAAAAUGUGUGAACUUUAUAAUUUGGUGGUUCUCCAUGUGUCGUUAACGCUGUUCUCAUUUGCGGAUGAUGGGAUUUUACUUCUAGUUUAGAAGCUUAUCCUAAGUAAAUCAUACAAAUCUUCCUCAGUGGCAUUGCGGUUUGCCUGGGAGUGGUUUCUAAA